AUUCGUCUCACUCUAUUGCUUUUCUUCGUCUUCUCCACUCCUCCAACCCCUUGAGAAGGCCUAGAAACAAUCAAUCCGAUUCCCUCAAACCCUAAACCAGAGAAACCCUAGAUUCCUCAAUCCAAACCCCACCAUGGUGUGCAUACGCAAGGCCACGAUAGACGAUCUUCUGGCGAUGCAAGCCUGCAACUUGUUCUGCCUUCCUGAGAAUUACCAGAUGAAGUACUACCUCUACCACAUCCUCUCAUGGCCGCAACUACUCUACGUGGCCGAGGACUACAACGGCCGAAUCGUCGGAUACGUUCUGGCAAAGAUGGAGGAGGAGAGCAACGAGUGCCACGGCCACAUCACCUCGCUCGCCGUGCUCCGAACCCAUCGCAAACUAGGGCUUGCCACCAAGCUCAUGAGCGCAGCUCAGAACGCCAUGGAACAGGUAUUUGGAGCUGAGUACGUUUCUCUUCACGUUAGGAAGAGUAAUAGAGCUGCUUUUAACUUGUAUACCCAGACUUUGGGGUAUAAGAUUCAUGAUAUUGAGGCUAAGUAUUAUGCUGAUGGAGAAGAUGCUUAUGAUAUGAGGAAAGAGCUUAAGGGGAAGAAGAUUCAUCAGAAUGUGCAUGCUCACGGUCAUAGUCAUGGUCAUGGCCAUGGCCAUCAUCAUCAUCACCAUGGACAUGGUGGUGGGUGCUGCUCUGGUGGUGAGCCCAAGAGUGUGGAGGCCAGAGGCGGUACCAAGGCUGAGAAAGCUAAAGCUGACUCCAAAACUGGCUGAGAAUCGAGAAAUGAAAUGUGGGUAGUAAAGAUUUAAUUCUUUUUUGGUUUACUUUUACCUUUAUUUUAUCUGAUUGUUCUGGCUUGGUAAUUUGAAUAAUGCAUUUUUGGAUUGGGAAAUCUAAUUAUAUAUUAUGUGUGUUUCCUAAUGUAGCAUUACUAUAUAUACAUUAUGAGCUUGGGUAGAUAGAAUAUGUUGUAUGAGCUCUUUGGUUUAAUGGAGUAUUCUUGUGCUUUUUGGGCAGCAA
Humulus lupulus (European hop) is the source of this 1016-nucleotide messenger RNA. RefSeq names its product N-terminal acetyltransferase A complex catalytic subunit NAA10. Gene Ontology annotation, cellular component: NatA complex. Bases 134 to 769 code for a protein of 211 amino acids. The transcript has a single exon. The record is from RefSeq and is a predicted model, not a curated record. NCBI's taxonomy places the organism in Eukaryota, Viridiplantae, Streptophyta, Magnoliopsida, Rosales, Cannabaceae. Gene Ontology annotation, molecular function: protein N-terminal-serine acetyltransferase activity; protein-N-terminal-glutamate acetyltransferase activity. Gene Ontology annotation, biological process: N-terminal peptidyl-glutamic acid acetylation.